AUUUACAGAUAACAUAUCCCUUUCAAAUCUUCGUAAAUUAUGGUCAAUGCAAAACAAAGAAAAAUAUGUUACAGACGAAGACAGAAAUAUUAAUGAAGUAAAUUUGUCAAAGAAGAACAACUGAGUAAGGAGAAAAACUCUUUAUUCUGGGACCCAUGAUUGUGUUUAAAAACAGCCGCCACGAUGAGUUAAACUGAGAGAACUGCACUACCAUACCACUACUUGCUAAUAAUGCUGCCUGACGAAGAUAAUGCAUGCCCAUCAACGGAAAACAAGAAAACACCACCCCCAUACAUUUUCUUCUACGAUUUCAGAAAUGUUCUUAAAAACGACGAACUCGGGCGAGAAAUAGCAAGAAUAGCAUUCCCUGCUGCAUUAGGUUUCGUAGCUGAUCCUAUAGCUUCUAUAGUUGAUACAGCAUUUGUUGGCCAAAUAGGUCCGGUAGAAUUAGGUGCUGUUGGACUUUCUGUUGCUCUGCUCAGUUUAGUAUCAAGAAUCACAAUUUUUCCGCUUGUUAGUAUCACCACCUCGUUUGUUGCGGAAGAAGAUACUAUAGGAACUACUACAAGUGUUUCUGAUAAGCAAGAAACUGAAUCCUUAGAGAAAGGCUCAGCUGUAAACAGUGAGAGUAAAGAGUUGAUACCUAAAGAUGGCCCUUUUGAAGGUGCAUAUAAAUCAAACUCACUUGCUGUUAGUAGCUUUGAUGUUGAGAAGAUUCAGAUUCAGAGUCAAAGAAAGCAUAUUCCGUCAGCUUCAACUGCGUUGGUCAUCGGUGCUAUCCUCGGCUUCAUCCAAGCUAUAUUCCUCAUAUCUGGUGCAAAACCAUUGUUGCACUUGAUGGGGAUCAGUUCUGAUUCACCUAUGCUGCUCCCUGCUCAACAAUAUUUAACAUUGAGGGCACUUGGUGCUCCUGCAGUCCUCCUUUCCACGGCUAUGCAAGGGGCGUUCCGUGGAUUGAAAGAUGCAAAGACUCCUCUAUAUGCCAUCGUGAUCGGAGAUGUAACAAACUUAAUCCUAGACCCCAUUUUUAUGUUUGUUUUCGGCCUGGGAGUUCGUGGCGCUGCCAUUGCUCAUGUUAUAUCACAAUAUCUAAUCACAGCUAUACUCUUUUGGAGAUUAGUGCAACAAGUUGAUCUUUUACCUCCUAGUAUAAAACAUCUAACAUUUAGUAGAUUUCUUAAAAAUGGUUCUCUUUUGCUGAUAAGGGUACUGGCUGUGACAUUCUUUCUUACUCUUUCUGCAUCAUUGGCUUCGCGGCUAGAAUCAGCACCCAUGGCUGCAUUUGAAGUCUGCUUGCAGGUUUGGUUGGCUACGUCUCUUCUAGCUGACGGAUAUUGCGUUGCUGGCCAGGCAUUACUCGCAGGUGCCUUCGCGAAAAGGGACUAUGCGGAGGUAACAGCUAUAGCUUCUCGAGUAUUGCAGCUAGGAUUACUUUUGGGAUUAAUGCUGGCUGCUGUUAUCGGAGUAGGCUUGGGGUUUGGAGGAAGAUUAUUCACAAAUGAUGUCGAUGUUCUCCACAUGAUGAUCGCAGCCAUUCCGUUUGUUGCAGGAACACUGCCUAUCAACGCGGUAGCAUAUGUAUUUGAUGGUGUCUUCUUUGGAUCUUCUGAUUAUGCUUAUGCUGCAUACUCCAUGGUUAUGGUGUCCAUUGGAAGCACUUUGUGUUUGAUUUUCCUCUCUUCCUCCUAUAAGUUUAUCGGGUUGUGGAUUGCUCUCGCCAUAUUUAUGAGUCUCCGUGCAUCUGUUGGCUUUUUAAGGUUAGGGACUGGAUCAGGGCCAUGGAACUAUCUCAAGAGCUAAUAAGCAGCCAAAAAACUAAUUCAGCCGUGUUAGAAUUGCAAUGAUUUAGAUAAAUUCUCUACUGUUCUUCAUGUAUGCAUAUCCAAAAAAUUAAUAAAAAGAGAAAUAAAAAUGUUUCAAAGCGCCA
Molecule: messenger RNA, 1927 nt
Organism: Mercurialis annua (annual mercury)
Lineage: Eukaryota; Viridiplantae; Streptophyta; Magnoliopsida; Malpighiales; Euphorbiaceae
Product: protein DETOXIFICATION 42
Exons: 13
Coding region: 232-1800 (522 amino acids)
Biological process (GO): transmembrane transport
Cellular component (GO): membrane
Molecular function (GO): xenobiotic transmembrane transporter activity; antiporter activity
Source: RefSeq, a predicted model, not a curated record